This is a messenger RNA of Phaethon lepturus (White-tailed tropicbird), 1704 nucleotides long. RefSeq names its product interferon, lambda receptor 1 (gene IFNLR1). The transcript has 7 exons. Lineage: Eukaryota; Metazoa; Chordata; Aves; Phaethontiformes; Phaethontidae. The record is from RefSeq and is a predicted model, not a curated record. Gene Ontology annotation, molecular function: protein binding. The coding region runs from base 1 to 1704 and encodes 567 amino acids.
AUGUCUACCUGGAGAGUCCGAGUCCUGAUGGCACUGUGCUUCCUGCGGCAGACUAGAGGUCAUGUUCAACUUCACCCUCCUCAAAAUGUUACACUACUGUCAAAGGAUUUUGACAUGAUUUUGACAUGGACUCCAGGAGAAGGGUCUCCACCAGAUGUGACAUACACUGUGAGGUAUGAAAGCCAAGAACGCAUGGACAAAUGGAUAAAGGUUCCUCAUUGCAAAAAUAUUCACAGAACCUCUUGCAAUCUGACUUGUGUGCUUCCCAACUUCUUUGUUAAAGUCCGAGCUCGAGUAAAAGCUGUUUCUGGACGAUUACAGUCACCAUGGGUAGAAUCACAAUUCAAGGAAUACCAUUUGGAUGUGGAACUGGCUCCCCCAGUGCUAAACGUGAAUGUAAAGGAGAACUUAAUCCAUGUGAAUGCCUCCUUCCCUUUGGCCACCUGUGUGGAGAGUUUCUCUUGGAUGUAUGACUUGAACCUUUGGGAAGCUGGAUCUGAAGACAAGAAGCAAUACGAAGGUAUCUUCAGGAAGAAUACAGUGACUAUCGACACCACUGCACUUAAAGGCAACUACUGUUUAAGUGCCAGAUCUUCCUUCCAAAGCAUUGACUUCAAGCACAGCAAAUUCUCCCAACCACUGUGUGUGCUAUUAAACCACAAAGUGGAAUGGAAGUUACCGUUUUCUGCCAUGAUCCCUGUGUUUGUCCUCCCCAUCCUUCUGACAAGCGCCUUCAUCAUCUGCUUGCUGAAACAAGAAGCUAAGCAAAAGAAGAUGCCUCGUGCUUUGGAUUUAUCACAUUUAAAAGCUGCUGGACCAGCCUUUCACUGUGAGCCCAGUGAAAAGGAAUUCUUCAGGGACUAUAUUAUCUGCACAGAGAAGCCAGUGUCACAAAGGAAGACGAACAAAACUUUAGCAAGAAACAACCUACCAUGGAUGGCUUCUUUCCUCUCAUCAUCAUCAUCAUCAUCAUCAUCAUCAGAAGAGGAGGAGGAGGAAGAGGAAGAAGACAGCAGUACUUUCAUCCCAUACACUGAAAUGCCUCAGUUUCCAAAGAGACAUCUCAACUGUCAAGCAUCCAGAACAGCUGAGGGGGAAACUGGCUUGGACUCCGUAUCUGGAGGUCUCUCUAUGGACUGUGAAUCUGUGCUUGACCUAAGUACCUUGGGUUUCUCAUUCUUUCCAAUGAGACAGAAUGAGGUGGACACCUCAGGAUCCCAAGGAGAUGAGAUGGUAUCCCUUUCUCACAGUUCCUCUUUGGGAAGAAUAUCCCUCACUGAUGUGAGAUUCCCAGGUCCCAGGGAACAGCAUGAUAGAGACAGGGAUUGCCAGACAGAAUGCCUGGAAAUGACAGCUCUUCAAACACGGACGGAGGGGAUUUGUGCCAAACUUCCAGCUGAUGAGCACUACCUGUGUAGGAAGGCUCUUCAUUUCACCAAGUGUUACAAGAAACCAACAGUUGAUCUGCAUGUCCAGAUUGGUGAGGAUCCCAGCACCAAGCUGCUCAUUUCCUUUCAGACAUUACAGGUGGCAGAAGAUGAAGGUAUUGCAAGUGACUGUGACAGCGAUAAUUUUAUUGAAGGGACACCUCCUGCAUCCACCAUGCUAAGUGACACAUUUGAAACUUCAAAUAUGGAGGAAAAAUAUGAUCACAAGCUUAAAUUCAAAGGCUACGAGCACACGCAUUACAUGGGAAGGAGCUAG